AUGGCCGCCAACGCUUCGACAACGCCUCAUGUGUCUGAGGAGAACCAUGUUGCCGGCGAAAACGACAUCGAAAAAAGCACUGCCCAGAACUCGGUUGAUAUCCAUGCCGAGCCUAUGAAGCUCGACUAUGAGGAGGAUCCCGAGCACAAGCAAGAUGGUGUCAAGAAGGUGGAGGCCAUCACCUCAGUGUGGUCUUGGAAGAUGCUCUGGGUUGUCUUUGCCCUCUUGUACCUCGUUUCCUUCACCGACGGCCUCUUACAAUCUGUCCAGAGCAACCUGACGCCUUACGUGACCUCCUCAUUCGGUCAGCAUGGAUUGCUUGCGACUACCAGCAUUGUCUCCACGAUUCUCGGCGGUGUCUCCAAGCUCACGAUCGCCAAGAUUAUCGAUAUUCGCGGCCGUGCGGAAGGCUUCGCCGGCAUGGUCUUCCUCGUCACCAUCGGCAUGAUCAUGAAGGCUACGUGCCAGAACGUUGAGACGUACGCUGCCGCGCAGACGAUUUUCUGGGUUGGUCAUCUUGGGCUCAUCUACAUCAUCACUAUCGUUCUCUCCGAUAUGACUUCCCUGAGAAAUCGUAUGACUAUCAUCGCUCUGAACGGCACGCCGACGAUAGCCACGACUUUUGCCGGUCCUGAGAUUGCGCAGCUGUUUUAUGAUGAGGUCAACUUCCGCUGGGCAUUCGGCGCCUUUGCCAUCAUCUUGAUCGGUUUCAGUGUUCCUGUCGCUGUUAUCUUCUUCUUGAGCGAGAUCAAGGCCAAGAAGACUGGUUUGAUCCCCCUUAAGCAGAAGACCCGGUCUACCUGGGAAUCUACCAAGCAUUACUUCAUCGAAUUUGACGUCGCGCACAAUCAAGAUAUUACGAGCUCUGGCUACAUCCUCAAUGCCUUCAGCUUGACCUCUGCAAUCAUUUCUCCCUUCAUCGGAGUUGCGAUUCGAUACACCGGCCGCUUCAAGUACAUCGCCCUUUCCGGAGUACCUAUAUGCGUCCUCGGCACUGCGCUACUCAUUCACUUCCGUACCCCGUCAACCACCGUUGGUUACCUUGUCAUGUGCCAGAUCUUCAAUGGCGUUGCCAGCGGCAUCUUCAGCAUCUGCUCCCAAAUCGCCAUUAUGUCGUCUGUCACUCACCAGCAGAUCGCCAUUGCUCUCGCGUUGCACGGGCUCUUCGGUUCCAUCGGUGCUGCCAUCGGCUUAGCUAUCGCUGGUGGUAUCUGGAACAAUGUUCUUAAGAAGAACAUCUAUGCCCAGCUCCCCGAAGGCAGCAAGGACCUUACUGCAAGCAUUUACGCCAGUAUCGAAACGCAGCUCUCGUACCCCAUGGGCAGCCCUAUUCGCACGGCGAUUAUUGCGGCAUAUGCAGACGUUCAGCGGAAGAUGGUCAUUGCUGGUUGCGCCUUCAUUCCCCUAGUGCUUUUGUCCUUGCUUAUCUGGCGUAACAUCAACGUUAAGACUGUGGAGGAGGAGAAGGGAAAACAGACGAAGGGAACUGUUUUCUAA
Messenger RNA from Colletotrichum lupini, 1497 nucleotides. RefSeq names its product major facilitator superfamily transporter. The coding region runs from base 1 to 1497 and encodes 498 amino acids. NCBI's taxonomy places the organism in Eukaryota, Fungi, Ascomycota, Sordariomycetes, Glomerellales, Glomerellaceae. Gene Ontology annotation, biological process: transmembrane transport. The record is from RefSeq and is a predicted model, not a curated record. Gene Ontology annotation, molecular function: transmembrane transporter activity. The transcript has 4 exons.